Messenger RNA from Pocillopora damicornis (cauliflower coral), 2430 nucleotides. RefSeq names its product nose resistant to fluoxetine protein 6. The record is from RefSeq and is a predicted model, not a curated record. Gene Ontology annotation, molecular function: acyltransferase activity, transferring groups other than amino-acyl groups. NCBI's taxonomy places the organism in Eukaryota, Metazoa, Cnidaria, Anthozoa, Scleractinia, Pocilloporidae.
CAGAGGAUCUGACAUGGCUAUGUUAUCGAGAACUUCUGCAGUUUUCUUAUUGUUUUUCCUCUCUCAAAUGCCGUACAUGUUGGCUUUAUCUCUUUCUAGGCACUACGCCCAGUUCGCACAGCAAUUUGGUCUGCCAUCAACACUUCCAAAUAUAUCUUUAGCGAGCGCUGGAGUUUCCGAGGAAUGUUUCGAUGCCGUGACAAAGCUGAACGCUUCAACGCUUGCUUAUUACCUAGAUGCUAUUGGUAAACCUCCGAGUGGAAUGCUGUUGAAAAAUUUCGCCAUGAUAGGAUCAUACAGUGAAUGUACAAAGACCAUAGUUGACGCCCACUAUUGCGCGGCUUUCCUUUCAAUAUCACAGCUUAAUGUCACUGGGGAACCCGUUAUUCCUUUGGGGCUACAUCAACUCUCUUUUCCUUGGGGUCUCUGUGUACCAAAAAGUUGCGAUGAACAAGAUGUGGUUCAUGCUCUACAAUACAUCUUUCAACAAAUAGAUUCCCCAAAGUUCACCUUGAAGCCAUACGCCGUGGAUGAAAAGGAACAAUAUGUUUACUGCAACAAAAAGUCUGAAUAUACAACUGGCGUUAUCAUCACUUUGGCUGUUUGUGGUUUCAUUUUGUUCCUAUGCCUUCUGGGUACAAUCGUCGACUGUAUUCUGAGCUUUCUGGAGCCACAUCCGGCACAUGUCAGCAAGAGUGAUAGCCCUUUUUCAGAUAAAGAGAGACUCACAGCUACAGAUCACGAUAACGUCCCCAGUAAUCAAAAAAGUGAUCACGUGACCGCAGAGAAAAUCCCUCUUCUUGAAAGUUCCUCUCACGUGAAAUCAGGUCCCAGGACGACUCUGUCAAUCGAGCAAACGCGUAGAGUAAGGCAGCAUCGUAUGGUUCGAUUCUUUUUGUGUUUUUCAUUAAUACAAAACACUAGUUGUAUAAUGGAUACCAAGAUUCCUGCUGGUGCCAUUACUUCAAUUAACGGAAUGAGAGUAGUGACCAUGUGGUGGAUUAUCUUGGGACAUUGUUAUUCAACGUUGUUUGUGGCACCAAUAGGUAAUGUGAACUCACUUAAGCGAACUUCUCAACGUUUCACUUUUCAACUGAUCAGGAAUGGAACUCUUUCAACUGACACCUUCUUCUUCCUAAGUGGACUCUUAGUUUCUUAUUUGUCACUUCGUCGCAUGAUCAAAAACGAGGGGAAGUUGCCGCUCCUUUUCUUCUAUUUUCAUCGCAUUUGGAGGUUGACUCCAACCUACAUGUUUGUGUUGCUUUUUUACGUUAAAAUAAGUGAAUUUCUCGGCGAGGGUCCUGGAUGGUUUUUAGUACAAGGAAAAUCACUUUGUAACAAUUACUGGUGGACAAAUCUUCUCUACAUCAACAACUUCUAUCCCAAACCAAAAGUUGAUGGUGGGUGUAUGAUGUGGUCAUGGUACCUGGCCAAUGACAUGCAGUUUUACACCAUUGCCCCUGUGAUCUUGUUCAUAGCCUACUGGCUGCGCCUUCGAGGACUGCUUGCAAUUGUUGCUGUCUUGUCAUGUGCCAGUUUUGCAAUCACAGGAACGCUUUAUUCUUCUCAUGAUCUUACAGAUGAUGACUUUGCUCUCGUCUACACCAAGCCUUACUGUCGUAUCGCGUCAUACCUUGUUGGUAUGGUGUUGGGCUACUUUUUUCAUCACACAAAGGACUACAGGCUUCUCACAAAGGUCAAAAAAUACGUGUUUAAUGUGACUGGCUGGUGUCUGGCUAUCGUUCUCGCUGUGUCCUCUUUAUAUGGCAAGUACAAGACUGUAAGAGAGCACAAUCCUCACCCUUUCUCUCCCACCCAAGAAAUCGCAUACGGGAUCUUAAAACGUUUUGCAUGGAGCCUGGCUAUAGCCUGGGUGAUUUUCGCAUGUCAAAGUGGGCUCGGAGGUUUGGUGAACAGGAUUUUGUCCGCUCGCUUCUGGAUUCCCUUGAGUCGUUUAACUUACUGUGCCUAUCUUGUUCACAUAAUCGUUCUUCUGAAUCUGUACGCGCGAUUUGAGUCUGUUUGGUUCUACUCCGAUGCUUAUAUGGCCUUUCGCUACGUUGGCAUCGUUGGCAUCUCAUACGGAGUAGCCUUCAUCGUGUCUGUUUGCGUGGAAUUUCCCACGAUGCAACUGGAGAAACUUAUAUUUAGGAGUAAAAGUUAAAAAUUCACGCCAUGUUAGUGUUCAACAAUGUGUACUCGUUUAAUACUUACCAGUGACUUCAUUGAUGAUGCUACAAGCUAACCUCUCUAUAAGGAUGAUACUGCUCUGUUUACAUAUUUCGUAGGACUGGCUCAGACGAGAAAUUGAUAAAUACCCGAUAAAAAAAAAUUGAUAUUUGGGUCCUUAAGCAGAUAGGAUGGCAACGCCAAGGACGAUGUCCAUUAAGAAAUGAAUUUAUAUUUUUAAUUAUAAUUUUUGAAAAUGGC